UUGUUAACUCAUGCAUUAACUCUCCGACACAUUUUACAUUCGUUUUGACCAAUUUUAGUGAAAAAACUGAUUUUUUUUUUGCUGAGAUAUCGUUUUGAAGUCAGUUGAGGUGAGAUUUUGGAAAAGCAGCGAAAGAAGCCUUCGAAAUUUAACUCGGGAUUUCUGCAGAUAAAYUUAACAUUUAAAUGGACUUUGCAACGAAAGAUUCGUUUACAUUUGGASUGAAAAACCAAUCUGACAAAGGAACUUUUUUCAGUUUUAACUGAAUUUCAAGAAGCAGAGAAAACGGAAAUCAAAGUUUGGUUGAUAGAGGACGUACUUCAGUCGCCUGAAACUGGAAGGCCCUGACUUGGGCUUCUUUGUUAUUAUUUUCAAGUCAAGGAUCAGAGAUUAUAUAGGAUACAACGGCAUUUCAAGGAACGGCAAUUUAACAUUUAAUCCACAGCUUAUGGUAUAGUUUUAAAGGAUUGUCUCUAUGGAUAAAUGAACAUAAUCAAGGGAKCACUGUCCACUUUGUAACUAUGGCAAAAGACAUUGGUUUCCGAUGCAUAAAAUUCAUGGUGUUUUUCUUCAAUCUUCUGUUUUUCCUUGCUGGAGUAGCGAUCUUUGGUAUUGGUGUAUGGAUUCUUAGUAAUAAAGAUGAAGUUGCUGGAGACUAUGGAAGGUUAACAGGGACGAUUAACUACAAGACAGCACCCAUUCUUUGUAUUGUUAUUGGAAUCGUGACUGUCAUUGUCGCCUUUCUUGCCUGCUGCGGGGCUUUAAAGGAAAACCAAUGUAUGCUAGGUGCCUACUUCGGGCUUGUCAUCGCAAUUUUCUGCCUGGAAAUCACAGCGAUUGCUCUAGCUUAUGUUUACAGAGAGCGCAUCGAAAAGAACCUUCGAUCAGACAUUCGAGAAACUAUGAACGAAUAUCGAUUGCCUGGUCAUGAUGCCGUUACUAAGGCUAUUGACGAAAUUCACCGGGACUUUAAAUGCUGUGGUAAUUAUGGUUACAAAGAUUGGUUUAAGACUCGUUGGGGUCAGCAGAACAAAAACAAUGUCCCUAAGAGUUGCUGUAAGGAUCUAUCAGACUCUAAAUGCAAUGAGGGGGUAGACGAGGACCCCACAAAAAUUUACAGGCGAGGUUGCUACAUAUAUGUGAAGAAAUACUUGUCCAAUAAUUUACACGUUAUUAGUGGGUUUGGUAUAUGGAUAGCUGUCAUACAAUUAAUGGGAAUUAUCUGCGCGACUUGUCUCUGCUGCCAUAUAAGGUACGACGACCCUUCAUAUUACGCCUAGGCAUGACAUCAUUUCCAAGACAUUUUAAGUCAUAGUACUGCGCAUGACACAUAGUCGUGUUGAAGAUGGAGAUGAUCAUAAAAUGAUUGCAACGUAAUCUAUGGUAAGCUUAAAAAGCUGCAAGACAUAAUCAAAUCAAUCUGGCCAAGUGGUAGUCACGUGACUAAAACACGUGACCAAAASGAUCCAAUCACAUCAGCGAGUCCGAUUUGUAAAUUUGAAAUUGACAAUAUUGAGUAUAGAACAAUAAUUAGUGAAAGCGAUUGGUCAGAUUGGGAUAUCCCAAUUAUACUUCAACAUGAGAUGACACGUGACAAUCACGUGAUAUUCGCUUAUUAAUUGGCUUCAUUUAUAAAACUGAUUUAAAACUAAUACUUAUUAUAGAGUGCAAAAACUGGAAGUGUGAAAUCUAUAGCAUUAAUCUUCGUUUUGCACUUGUUACACUCUAACCCAAAAAUGUUUUUUUUUUUUUUUUGGAAAAAAAGAAAUUUAAAAGGUAUAUCCCUGAUGAAGGUGUUAUAUAAAAGAAUCAACUCUCUAAUGAUUUUGAAUGACCAGUAUCACACAUGCAUAAAAUGCUCGUUUCUGAUURGCUAAUUGACCCUCAGAAUUUAUUUAAAGAAAUGGCCGCCGAAUCGUCGAGUCCAUCACUGAUACAUCCCGGCGUACAUUGCGUCUAUAUGCGUUUGUGURGUYACAUUUUCUGAAAAUGUAAUAUCAGUUCUAGACAAAAAAUAUUGAGUAUAUCGCUUGUAUUUAGAUGAAAAUGGCUUCCUUUUGCUCAGCAAGACAUUUUCAUCAAAUAAACGCGAUAUUCAGUUCCAUUGAUUCUCCGAGAAUUAAAAUAAAUAAGCUUACAUCUGUUCACUUAACCUUGAUAAAAAUGUCAAAUGAAUUGUCAAAUAACUUAUAAGUGAAUAAGGAAAAUAAAGAAAAACUCUUAAUAAAAAAAAUACAA
Messenger RNA from Exaiptasia diaphana, 2238 nucleotides. Its product is annotated as CD151 antigen. Lineage: Eukaryota; Metazoa; Cnidaria; Anthozoa; Actiniaria; Aiptasiidae. Gene Ontology annotation, cellular component: membrane. Bases 522 to 1280 code for a protein of 252 amino acids. The record is from RefSeq and is a predicted model, not a curated record. The transcript has a single exon.